Messenger RNA from Ornithodoros turicata, 664 nucleotides. RefSeq names its product protein CutA homolog. The record is from RefSeq and is a predicted model, not a curated record. NCBI's taxonomy places the organism in Eukaryota, Metazoa, Arthropoda, Arachnida, Ixodida, Argasidae. Gene Ontology annotation, biological process: response to metal ion. Gene Ontology annotation, molecular function: copper ion binding. The coding region runs from base 132 to 644 and encodes 170 amino acids. The transcript is spliced from 7 exons.
UGGCUUGGCAGCAGUAGCCGGUAGAAUCAAACAUAGCAGAAGCGAAUGUGUGAUUAAAAGCGACCAAAAGUAAUAAAUUAGGUUAUUUUUCUGUGGUUGGUGUGUGCUGGGGUGUAGCAGCAGUCUUUCACAUGCACUCAAGUAUUGUUUCUCGCCUACUUCUUAACUGGUGGACGUUGUGUGGAGUUUCAUUAGCACUUUGCGUAGCCGUGUUUAUGCCCAAUACCGUGCAUCUGUGGCAGGUAGCUCGACGUGCACUAGCAAAUAUGGCUGCCAACACUAGCACAAGCACGCAGUUUCCUCCUGGGACCUUUUCGGUUUCCUACGUCACAGCCCCGAACGAAGAAGUGGCCCAGAAGCUGGCACAGGGCCUCGUCCAAAAAAAAUUAGCAGCCUGUGUGAACAUGGUCCCAAACAUCCUUUCUGUGUACGAGUGGAAGAACGAAAUCCAAAAGGACAAAGAAGUACUCAUGGUCAUCAAAUCAAGAACAUCAAGGCUGGACGAACUGACGACAUACGUCCGCCAAAACCACCCCUACGAAGUCUGCGAAGUGAUCUCAACACCUAUACAGCAUGGUAAUCCUCCGUACCUCCAGUGGCUCGCGGAUGUUGUCCCUGCCAACGCUCCGACUGCCUCUGGCUAAAUAAAUGUUUGCUAGUCAUA